Messenger RNA from Carassius auratus (goldfish), 697 nucleotides. Its product is annotated as thiosulfate:glutathione sulfurtransferase. The transcript is spliced from 4 exons. The record is from RefSeq and is a predicted model, not a curated record. Bases 139 to 633 code for a protein of 164 amino acids. Lineage: Eukaryota; Metazoa; Chordata; Actinopteri; Cypriniformes; Cyprinidae.
AUGUCUCAAGAUAAACACUAUCAGCUACAGAUCCGUGCAAUCACAGAUGCAUAUUUAAACCAAAUACGCUGCUUUAGAUCAGUCAUAGCUGCACUUUUUAGACUUCAUUCUAUCUGAGCUCACGUAUCUUGAGUAGAGAUGAACACAGUGAUGCACCUGAGGUCAGAUGUGUGCGCUCUAGUGGCGCUCCUGCUUCUGUGUGUCUCAGCACACAGUGACGAUCAAUGCGAUAAUGGAGCUGACAACUGCAAUAAAUGGACUGAAACAUCUCACAAUCGACCUCUAAAUACAGAUGGUGAGGUGACGUAUGAGCAGCUGAAGAUCAUGAUGUCCACCGGAAGCAUCCAGCUCUUCGAUGUGCGUGAACCAGACGAGCUGGAAGCAGGAUUUAUUCCAGGAGCCACUAACAUUCCCUUGGGAGACGUGGAGCAGGCCCUCAGACUGAACCCAGAUCAGUUUAGAGAGCGCUACAGCGUCCCGAAGCCCGGUAUAGAGGACUCAGACUUUGUGCUGUACUGCCAGAGGGGCAUCCGCAGCCUCACCGCGCUGGAGACCGCAAGAGAUCUGGGAUACAGCAAGGCCUGUCAUUAUGCUGGAGGAUACAAUGAAUGGAUUGAGCUGGACCCUCAGUAAACGCUCUGUGAAGGACUGUGAAGAUGAUGACUGAAAUGUAUACAGCACUCGACUGUUAAAAUGA